UGACACAACCAGCAAGCGAGCAUCGUCUUUCCGCCGUGCUUUGUGUCACACCCGUCACCACCACCACCACCCUUGACCAAGCUUGAUCACAGCAAGUCCCGCAGUUGUUCUUGUUCAGCUUUGACACGUGUCUUGUCAGAGCAUCUUCGUUCGUGGACACCACGUCUUCUGUUCUGUGAUAUCACAGCAAACCCCCCAAGAAAAACAAACCACCAUGGCUACCAUGGUCAACAACGUCGAGCAAGGCAUGCUCACCAAGGCCACUCGCAUCAGCGAUCGUUUGCGCGAGAUGGGCAUUCGCGACCGCUCAGAGACUGCCAUCCUCUUUGCUCUGAACGAGCACGGUCAGGAUGAAGCCGACACCCUGGAGGCCCUCAUCUCAAACGCAUACGAUGACUUUGCGCCCACAAAGCCUCAGCCAACGACACAACGCGACCGCCGCCAGCGUGGCGGGUACCGCGGUGCUGGCUUUGACCGCCGGGGUCGUCGCGGCCCCUCUGACACGCGCGGCCGCCGUGAGCGCCCUGAGGGCCGCGGCCGUGGUCGUCGUGGUGCUCCCGCAGAGGGCCGCGGCCGCGGUGGCCCAGCAGCCGGUGGCAAGCCCGGCCCACGCCGCCAGCAGCAGCAGCAGCAGCAGCAAGCCCCACAGAAGGCCAAGGCGCCCAACGGUGACGCCGCCGCCAAGCCCCAGAAGCAGAUUGACCAGCAGCAGGUUGAGAACCAGCAGCCAGAGAGGAAGCAGCAGCAGCAGCAGCAGCGACCAACCAAGGCAGCAGCGCCAAAGCCCGCAGGCAAGUCGUGGGCACAGAUUGCUCGCAAGCCCACAAACCAGGUGCGCGAGAAGCGUGCGCGCGCACAGCAGCUGCGCCAGCAAGAGGAGGAGCAGGCGCGGGCACAAGCCGAGGCCCUCGCACAGGCACAGGCCGAGGUUGAGGCACAGGAGGCACAGGCCCUCGCAGCACAGCAGGCCGCCGCCGCAGAGGAGGAGGCAGCAGCAGCCACGUACGAGGUGGAGCAGACACAGGUCACGGAGGAGGUGAUUGAGUUCAGCACCACCGAGACACAGGUGGAGGAGGCAUACAGCGACGAGCAGCAGCAGGAGGAGCAGGCGCAAGAGGAAGAGGAGAUGAACACAGACAUUGCAUGGAUGCAGCAGACGACCUCCACCACCACCACGACGGUUGUUGAGGACCAAGGCGUGCAGACGCAGAUUGUGCAGGAGGAGCAGGAGCAGACAGAGGCUGUGUGGGAGGGCGGCCGCAGCAAGCGCCAGACCAAGCCCGCAGCAACAUCGGCCGUAGUCGUGCCCGGUCUGCAGCAGAACCUGGAGAACCUUGCCAUCAGCUUUGGCUUUGACGAGCCAACCACAGCGCCGGCACAGGAGGCCGUGGUGGAGGAGCCAGUACAGCAGCAGCAGCAGCAGCAGCAGCAAGAGGAGCAGGGCGAGCCUGAGCUGCCGCCCGAGGAUGCAGCAGUGUCUGAGGCGAUGCCCGCACAGGAGGCAGCGGCAGCGGAGCAGCAGAAGCCCGACGCCCUCAAGCCGCUCAUGAACACCGUCCCAGAGAUGCUUGCACACAUGAAGGGCUCGUCUGCCUACAGCCAACAAGAGCAGCAGCAGCAACAGCAGCAGCCACAGCCACAACCACAACAGCCGCAGCGGGCGGUGCCGGAGCCACAGAUGGCCGCACCUCAGCAGCAGCCACAGCAGCCACAGCCACAGCAAGAAGUUGCACCACAGCCACAACAACCACAACAGCAGCAGCAGCAGCCACAGCAAAUGGCACAGCAAGCGCCACGCCAGCCGCAGCACGCACCUCAACAGCCACAGCAGCAGCCGCACUCGAUGGCGUCCCAGCAGCAUCACCAGGCGCCAGGCAUGCACAUGCACCAGGCACCAGGCAUGGACUCGAUGAUGCAGAUGGGCCAGGCGCCGAUGGCCGACCAGAUGCAGCAGAUGUUUGGUGCCAUGGCGCACCAGCACCAGCAGCACGCCAUGCCCCACCAGCAAGGCAUGUUCCCCACCCCAAGCCAGGCCCAGACGCAGUUCCGCGGUCCCCCCAUGACCUCUGCGGCCGUGCACCGCGGCGGUAUGGGCAUGGGCAUGGGUGGUGCUGACCAGGGCGCGCAGGAGCACUACGGCAGCCGCCGCCACCACCGCCACCACGCAGGCCCACACGGCCAGCAGCAGCCACAACAGCAGCAGCAGCAGCAGCAGCCGCAGGACCACACCCAGCAGAUGACCCGCGACGAUGACAUGCCCUCCCAGCAGGCUCCCCAGCACCAGCAGCAGCAGGCGCAGCAGCAGCAGCACGGCGGCCCCUCGCACCACCACAAGGGCCACAAGGGCCAGGGCUACGGAAACCAGGGCUACAACAGCCGCUACAACCGCCCCAACCAGCAACAGCAGCAGCACAUGGGCAUGGGAUUCGCCCCGGGCUUUAUGCCCAUGUACCCGCCGUACAUGUACCAAAUGCCGCCAUACGGCCAGCGCGGUGGUCAGCCGCACAUGUUCCAGCAGCCUGGCGCCGGUGCUCGCGAUGAGGGCAACGACUUUGAGGAGAUGGGUGGGCAGCCAACGAGCCGCCACCAGGGCCCCAUGUACGGCCAGGACUUUGGCGGCCAGAUGCCAACGCAGAUGCCCCCCUACAUGCAGUACUACAACUUCCCACCGCAGUACUGA
Salpingoeca rosetta is the source of this 2680-nucleotide messenger RNA. RefSeq lists its product as uncharacterized. Lineage: Eukaryota; Choanoflagellata; Craspedida; Salpingoecidae. The transcript has 15 exons. The coding region runs from base 215 to 2680 and encodes 821 amino acids. The record is from RefSeq and is a predicted model, not a curated record.